This is a messenger RNA of Seminavis robusta, 2714 nucleotides long. Lineage: Eukaryota; Bacillariophyta; Bacillariophyceae; Naviculales; Naviculaceae. The record is from the annotation of a GenBank genome assembly.
CUCAGAAAAUAUUUCAGCAGUCACCAUGGUUGUUGAAAGCACUAUGUAUACCCAUGGCACCUCUACUUCAGUGAGCGCUGGUACCACCAAUGAGAGGCAGAGUAACCCUCUUUCCAGUUCUGCGAGAGCGGCGGCUGCCCGCGAUCAGGUCUUGGAUUUAGUGUUGGAAAGUGACGGUGAUGGAGAAAAGAACGCUUGUUCUUCCAAAGAUCUUCGUGAGAAGGAAAAAGCACAAGAAAAAACGUCCCAUCCUCCCAACAGAGAAGGUCUUGACCAAACAGUAAAUAUUCAAAGCAGUACGAUUACCCAAAAACAAGUCUCUCAAAUGGUACUAGUCAAUGAUGAAGUGGAUGCCGCACUCGAUAAUUCCGCAAUGGAGAACGUUGAGGCUGGCAAGACCCAAAAGGAAACAACUGUGGAACCCACAUGUAGUACUAGCGUCAGCGGUGAACUACGUCCACCCACCACAACACUUCAAAGAGAUGGACGAAGUGGGACUCAUCAUUCCAGAAUGCAGCCAGGUGUUUACAGUGUCCAAAACAGUGAAGCCCAACGAGUCGAAUGGCGCAUGUCGCUAUCGGAUCAACCCAGUGGUACCGCAUUGACACUGAGCAGUCUCGGAAGUGGAAACAACAUUACACUGGACAUUAGAAACGCAGCAAGCCUCCCAACAGCCUUGCGAGUCUCCGAGACGGGAGCCCCUCCGGUGCUGGGCACAGCACAGGAAGUCAACAUGGGGCAGCUAGAGGCCUCCUUGGAUGCACGCAAUUGCAAGAGACGAAAAACGAUCUGCCAUAUUGCUCUAGGUGGCACCAUUUUGUUGGCAUUCAUUGUCCUGUUGGGGCUCAUUUUUGGCAUCGAUAAUGACAAUCAAGCGGAAUCAUCCUCCAGCGGCGAGGAAAUGCCCGCAACAGAAGCUCCGUCCAGGUCCCCCACAGCCUCUCCAACCAUUCUUGCCGAUACAUGGAAUGGACUCCCCGACAGUACACUCGAUGCCCUAGAAGACCCAGACUCUCCACAAGCCCUUGCCUACGAUUGGAUUCUAAGUGAUUCCAAUUUGACGUCAUAUCCUGCUUGGAAAGUCCUCCAGAGGUUUGCUUUGGCCGUGUUCUACUUUAGCACAGGAGGAGAAGACUGGAUUCUCAACACAGAUUGGCUUGGCUAUGACCUGGACGAAUGCUCCUGGUACUUCAAAAAGCUUGUUGGCAGUGUGCAGGAUACCUCAUUCCUCGGAGAGCAGCAUGAAGGGGCAUCCGCAGAGCUUCAAUUUGCCGACUCUGUCUGUAAUUCUGAUGGAAAAUACAAGUACUUGGUUUUUACAGAAAACAACAUGGAUGGGACCCUUCCACCUGAGAUUUCUCUUUUGAGUGAUUCCUUGCUGUAUUUGGAGGUUGGGUCCAAUGAAAACCUCUAUGGCUGGAUCCCAUCUGAAAUUGGGCUGCUGACCAACCUCCAAAAGUUCUAUGCCGAUCGAAAUCAACACUCUGGUCAACUUCCAACAGAGAUGGGGCAGCUCUCCAAUCUGCAGGAACUUGAAUUGGGGUACAAUCCCUUUACAGGCUCCUUACCCAGCGAAAUGGGCAACAUGGAAGCUCUGUACUUUCUGAGUGUCCGUCGAUGCUUCGAAAUGUCAGGGACACUACCAACAGAACUGUACAAACUGACCAACAUGGCCACAUUUUAUGUCCAUGGCUUGAAGAGUGUUACAGGUGGCAAACUGCUACCAGAGAUUGGCCGAAUGACAAAGUUGGAAAGUUUUGUGGCUCAUCACAUCCCAUUCAAUACUUCUAUCCUCACUGAGUUUGGUUUGCUCUCGGAUCUGUUUAUGCUCAACCUCUGGCAAUGCCACAUGACCGGAACAGUGCCCAGCGAGCUGUUCCUGUUGACCAAUUUGAAAAACCUAGACAUUGAUGACAACACCUUGACUGGCACGAUUGCAACAGAAUUUGGUCUCUUCCCAAAUAUGACCACAGCAUUGUUGAAUGGCAACUUCUUCACUGGGACACUGGCUGCCUGGGUCCAUUUUUGAGAACUGGCGACAACUAAGAGUACUCAAAAUCAACAACAACAAUCUGGAAGGCCCGCUCUCCACACAGCUAGGCUUUCUAACAAGUCUCAAGACUCUGAGACUGAGCCACAACAAAUUUUUUUCUGGCAGUAUUCCGUCGGAGCUUGGACUUUUGAACAGCACCCCAGAAGUGUUCCUUCAUGACACCAAUCUGUCUGGCAGGAUUCCGACAAGCCUGACCAAUAUGGCGGCAUUGGAGCACCUCACAUUGUCUAACACCUCACUAACCGGAUCUAUCCCAGAUGCCCUCUGUGAUAAAGUAUGGGACAUGACCACAACAUGCAAUGUGUACUUUGGGGGUCUUCACACACUCUGUAAUGAUAUUGAGAGGGUUAACUUUACAUGCUCUUCUACCAAUCUGUGUGGAUGUGAUGCAUGCGGAGUUUGCAACAAUGUCACUCAAGGGAAGUAAUACCAAUUCGUUCUUUGUGUUAUUAAAUCAGCGGGAGCUGCGAUACCUCGGCAGAAAGACAGAUAGAAGAAGGAGGAUCAGUGUUUGAGAUUGCACCCUUCUUUCAAGCUAGCCCUAGCAACAACACCCGACUACGUCGUGUGUUGCCGCCCGGUAUCAUUCCCUCAUUGUAACCUUCUUUUUUAUUAAGCUUGCCCUGGCGACAACACCCGACUACGUCGUGUGUUGCCGCCC